AUGACCAGAGCCAAGUCCCAGUGCAGCAGAACAUCUCCAGUUCACAAUGCUGCCACCAUCACAUUCAACUACUGGCAUGUUCUCAGUUUUAAAGUUUCACACUGUUCGCAGUCUGUCAGUAUGUCGUUGUGUCAAACCGGACAGUCAAAGAUCCCAGCUACUGUUUUGGGGACGAUGACGUUUGGAGGGAGUGCAGAUGCAGACCUGAGCAGCAAAAUGGUCCAGGUGUUUCUGGAGCGCGGUCACCAGGAGCUGGACACUGCCUUCAUAUAUACAGGUGGACAGUCAGAGAAAAUAAUAGGAGGCAUGCAAUUUCAAGACACAGUUAAAAUUGCCACCAAAGCGAAUCCACUGGAAGGCAAUUCACUGAAGCCAGAAAGUUUGCGGUUUCAGCUGGAAACCUCUCUGAAGAGGCUUCAGACCCAGAGUGUGGACAUCUUUUACCUGCACUUUCCUGACCACCAGACCCCUAUUCAGGCCUGCAAUGAGCUCCACAAAGAGGGAAAGUUCAAGGAACUGGGCUUAUCCAACUAUGUCUCCUGGGAAGUGGCUGAAAUCUACUCCAUCUGCAAACACAACAACUGGGUGCUUCCCACAGUCUAUCAGGGCAUGUACAAUGCCAUCACACGACAAGUGGAGACAGAACUCAUUCCAUGCUUGCGACACUUCGGCAUCCGUUUCUAUGCGUUCAAUCCGCUCGCAGGUGGUCUGCUUACUGGGCGGUAUCAUUAUGAGGACAAAGAUGGGAAACAACCUGCAGGACGCUUCUUUGGAUCUAAGGUAGCUGCUAUCUACAGAGACAGGUACUGGAAAGAAAGCCAUUUCCAAGCCAUAGCUGGCAUUCUUAAGGCUCUUGAAGCAGCAUAUGGUUCACAGAGGCCAACACUGACAUCAGCCGCCAUACGCUGGAUGUAUCAUCACUCUCAGCUGAAGGGUGAUCUUGGUGAUGGUGUCAUCAUCGGGAUGUCCACCAUGGAGCAGCUUCAGGAGAACUUGGCAGCAGCUGAAGAAGGCCCUCUGAAGCAGGAGGUCGUGGAUGCAUUCAAGCAUGGCUGGGACCUGGUGGCCCACGAGUGCCCCAGCUACUUCCGUUAG
This is a messenger RNA of Colossoma macropomum (tambaqui), 1095 nucleotides long. RefSeq names its product aflatoxin B1 aldehyde reductase member 3-like. The coding region runs from base 1 to 1095 and encodes 364 amino acids. The record is from RefSeq and is a predicted model, not a curated record. Lineage: Eukaryota; Metazoa; Chordata; Actinopteri; Characiformes; Serrasalmidae. The transcript is spliced from 8 exons. Gene Ontology annotation, molecular function: oxidoreductase activity.